Molecule: messenger RNA, 510 nt
Organism: Lutra lutra (Eurasian river otter)
Lineage: Eukaryota; Metazoa; Chordata; Mammalia; Carnivora; Mustelidae
Product: olfactory receptor 8B8-like
Exons: 1
Coding region: 1-510 (169 amino acids)
Biological process (GO): sensory perception of smell; G protein-coupled receptor signaling pathway
Cellular component (GO): membrane
Molecular function (GO): olfactory receptor activity; odorant binding
Source: RefSeq, a predicted model, not a curated record
AUGAUGGCUAUGUGGCCAUCUGUACCCAUUUUGUAUAAUGUUGCCAUGUCCCCCAAAGUGUGUUCCAUCCUUAUGCUUGGUUCAUACUUGGUGUCAUUUUUGGAUGCCAUGGCUCACACAGGAUGCAUGCUGAGACUGACCUUCUGUGAUGCAAACACCUCUUAUUUGUGUGACAUGCUCUCUCCGCUCCAGCUCUCCUGCAUGAGCACUUAUGUCAAUGAGCUGGUGGCUUUCCUUGUGGUGGGCAUAGAUAUUAUUGUGCCCAGUGUCAUCAUCUUUGUCUUUUAUGGUUUCAUCCUGUCCAGCAUCUUGCACAUCAGCUACACUGAGGGCAGGUCCAAAGCCUUCAGCACCUUCAGUUCCCACAUAAUUGCUGUUUCUCUGUUCUUUGGAUCAGGUACAUUUAUGUAUCUUAAACCAUCUUCUGCUGUGUCUAUGGAUGAGGGAAAAUUCUCCUCUGUCUUUUUCACCAAAACAGUUCCUUUGAUGAACCCUUUCAUCUACAGCUAG